AUGGCGCCGCAAGAAUGGGCUGCGGGCCUGCGGACAGCGGCAAAAAUUAUGGGGCCAGCGUUUUUGGUGUCGGUCGCAUACAUGGAUCCCGGCAACUGGGCCGUCAGCAUCGAGGCCGGCAGCCGCUUCGGGUACCAGCUGGUGUGGGUGGUGGUGCUGUCGAACCUCAUCGCCAUCCAGCUGCAGACGCUGGCCGCGCGGCUCGGCCUCGUGACGGGCAAGAACCUCGCGCAGGUGUGCCGUGAGUCUUACCCCCCGUCCGUGUGCAUCCUGCUGUGGCUGCUCAGCGAGAUCUCCAUCGUGGCCCUCGACGCCACCAUGGUCGUGGGCACUGCCGUGGGCCUGAACCUGCUGUUCAAGCUGCCCCUGCUGCCCGCCAUCCUGGCCACUUCCCUGGACGGCCUGCUGCUGCUGCUGCUCGUCCCGCGCCACGCCGUGCGCAGCAGCGAGCUGCUGACAGUGGGGCUGCUGGCGGUGGUGGUGCUGUGCUUCAUCAUCGACCUUGUGGUGUCGCAGCCGCGGCUGGACCUCGUGGUGGGCGGCCUGGUGCCGCGGCUGCAGCGCGACAGCGUGGCCACGGCCGUGUCCAUCGUGGGCGCCAACAUCAUGCCACACAGCUUCUUCUUGCACAGCGCGCUGGUGGCGGGCCAGGCGCGCGGCCAGCCGGCUGCCGCGCUGCGCGACCUGCUGUGGUUCAAUGCGCUGGACGUGGCCUGCGCCCUGGGGGUGGCGCUGGUGGUCAACGUGGCCAUACUGCUGGUGUCGGCGGCCACCUUCCACCAGGCCGGCAUUGUAGUGGAGACCCUCCAGGCUGCGCACGACAUGAUGGAGCAGACGCUCAGCAGCAGCGUGGCGCCCGCCGCAUUCGGCACGGCGCUGCUCUGCGCGGGGCAGCUGUCCACGUUCACGGGCACGAUCGCUGGACAGGUGGUGCUGCGCGGCUUCAUGAACGUGCGCCUGAGCACCCUCACGCGCCGCCUGGUGACGCGCAUGGCGGCCAUCCUGCCGGCCGCCCUGCUGCAGGCGCUCUGGGGCGACAGGGGCACCUACAAGUUCCUGCUGGUGGCUCAGGUGGUGCUGGCGCUGCAGCUGCCCUUCACCCUCGUGCCCCUCAUCAAGGCCACCUCCAGCGGGCGCCUCAUGGGGCCCCACCGCAACGGCUGGGCCACCGCGCUGGGCGCGUGGGGCGCAGGGCUGACGGUGUUCCUGGCCAAUGUGCUGCUGUUUGCGGCGCAGCUCGCGCCAGGGGCCGCGUUCCUGCCACAGGUCAAGGCCGAUGACCCGGACUCGUCCCUGCACCAGUACCUGGACAACAUAGCGGCCCUGGCCUGGAACAACCCCGGCCGCUUCCUCCUGAUGCUGUCGAUGCUGGUGGCGGCCGCCGCGCUGCUCUCUCUGCAGCUGUGGAUGGUGGUGACGCCCCUUCGCGCCGGCGGCCCCACCGCGCGGCCCCUGUUGCUGCUCAAGUCCAGCAGCGGGGCGGCUGCGACAGCGGCUGCGUGGCGCGGGACGAGGGGGCUCCCCGGCGCGGACGUGGGCGCUUCGCCGCCCUGGCGCCCGCCGACGCCGCCCGCGCCCGCGCCGUCGGCCGGCCCCUCCAUAUUCCGCGGCUGGCUGCCGCGCGCCCUGUUCGGGCCGUGGUACCCCGUGCCGCGCGGCGACGCCCGCAGCCCCACGGCCGCCGGCGGCCGUAGCCGGCUGCUCGCGGCGCCGCCGCACACUUCCGGCGGGCCUCCCGCUGCCGUGGCGGGUGUCAGGGUGACGUCAUCGGGGGAUGGCGUGCCCGACAGCUGGGAUGACGUGCCCCUGGAGGGCUUUGUGGUGCCGCCGUCGCCGACAGGGUCGUUUGCCAGCUACCUGGGGCAGCAGCCAGUCGGCCGCGAGGCGCUGGAUCCGGCCCUCGACGCCCCUUUGCUCCCAGCCAGCGGCUCCGGCAGCGCCCUGGCUGCUCUUGGCGCCGCAUCAGCGGCCGCUGCUGCUGCGGCGGCGGCCGCCGCGCAGGGGCGGCUCAGCAAGGGCCAGCGGCGGAAGUUUGCGGCUGUGCUGGAGGCCUUCUGGGCCGAGUUUUACGACUCUCACGGCCAGGCCAGGUAUAGGGGUCCGAGUCAGGAGGACCAGCAGCAGCCGCCGCCACCGCUGCUGCCGCAGCAGCAGCAGUCGGAGGAGCAGCAGCAGCGGCAGCAUUACCAGCAGCAGUACCAGCAGCAGCAUCGGCACCAGCAGCAGCACCAGCAGCAGCACCAGCAGCAGCAGCAGCAGCAACACCAGCAGCAGCAACACCAGCAGCAGCCGCAAGCGGCGCUUUCGCCGCUGUCGUGUGCUCACGGCCGCGGCUGGGCGGCGUCCUGCCCAGCCUGCGGCGACGCCCUGCUGCUGCGCGUGCGCGGCUGCAUGAAGCGGCUCUCCGCAAUAGAGGGCGCGGCGGCAGUCCUGCGUUCUGAGGAGGGCGGCAUUCCGAGCGCGGCGGCGCCGGGCGCGCUCGGCAGCCUGCCACUGCCAGAGCGCGCGCGGCCGGCGUACUGGCCGGACGCGAUUUUGGAGUGCGGCGCGGCCACGCGGCACCUGCAGGCGGUGGCCGCGUUCGCGUCGGGCAACCUGCCGUGGGCCCAGGCGGCCGCGGCGGCGCCAGCGCCGGGGCUGGGAUGGACCCCAGGCGGCGGCGGCGGGGCGCCGGAGGCGAGGCGGUGGCAGUGCCCGGGGCUGUUUGCGGCGCCGGGCGGCCAGGGGGCUGUGCCACCGCCCGGGGGUCAGCUGUUUGGCCAGCGGGAGCUGGGGCCAGCGCUGUUUGUGUCGUGGGGCGUCUGGUGCAUGCUGGUGCUGCUGGUCUGGUGCCAGGUCGAGGUGCGGCCGGAGCUGCUAGGUGCCUACGCCCCCACACUCAACCGCCUGCAGGGGCUGCUGGCUGACGCCGGGCUCGACCCGCCCGCAUCAGCACCACCAACCCCACCUCAGCAGCAGCAGCAGCAGCAGCAGCAGCAGGAGCAGGAGCAGGAGCAGCAGCGGCAGCCGUGGUGGCCGUGGCCGGGCGCAGAGCGCCACGCGCUGCGCGCGCUGCUGCUGCGGCAGCUGGAGGCGCUGGAGGCGGUCGCAGGGGCGGCGGGCGACAUUGGCAGGGCGGAGGCGGCGGCGGCGGCGGCAGGUCGGCGCGUGGAGCGGGCCGACAUGGUGGUGUCGGCGGUGGGAGCCUGA
This is a messenger RNA of Monoraphidium neglectum, 3189 nucleotides long. RefSeq names its product manganese transport protein. Gene Ontology annotation, biological process: metal ion transport. The transcript is spliced from 15 exons. Gene Ontology annotation, molecular function: cadmium ion transmembrane transporter activity; manganese ion transmembrane transporter activity. The record is from RefSeq and is a predicted model, not a curated record. Bases 1 to 3189 code for a protein of 1062 amino acids. Lineage: Eukaryota; Viridiplantae; Chlorophyta; Chlorophyceae; Sphaeropleales; Selenastraceae. Gene Ontology annotation, cellular component: membrane.